AUGGCCCAACACCAAGAGCUUAACAGAAAGGUAGAUGUUCUUGAACUGCUGGAAAAACAUGAUACUCCACCUCUUGUUUCUACUGAAGUGCCCAAGAUGUGUGACCUUCCUAACAAGUCCGAGCCUUGGAGCGAUGAUUGGCUCCCAGUUGACAUCCUUUUGUUGACCGUGGAGGACUGUGAGUUCUUAGCAUGUUACGCUUUCAUGAAAAAUCGCUUUAGAAGUUAUCACAAAGACCUUGGAUUUGUUUACUUCGGAAACGUGUGUGAAAGUGAGAGCGAACAACUGAAGGUCGCCCUGAUGAAGUGUUGUGAAGGUUCUUCCGGUCCAGGUGGCUCGCUAAUCGUCACCAAAAAUGCAGUGGCGCAACUGAGACCUAAAGUUGUUUAUUCUGUUGGCUGCUGUGAGAGUCUUAAACCAGACACGGUGAGGUUAGGAGAUGUUGUGAUAUCCUCAAAGCUUUCUACCGAAGCCUUCAGAACUCCAGUGGGAAAAGAUAUUGGAAAACUCAUUCAGCAUUCAAGUGAUGGCUGGAAUCCACCAUUGAAAAUUCCAAACGCUCGUGAAGUAAAUGUGCACCGUGAUGGCGAGAUAUUGUCUGGUGUGGGUCCACCUAGUGCUAAACUGUCAUGUGUGUCCAACUCAAAUGCGACUGCUGUUGAAUCAGAAGGAGAAGGUUGGCCUUAUUUUUGCUUUAAAGCUGAUAAUUUAUAUUAUUUGUCUACGGCUGUGUACCAUUUGCAGCUCAAAUUCCAUUGUAGUCCUCAACAUGUUUAACAGGGGCACCCAACGAGAGUAUAGUUCAAAACCACAUAAACAUAGCAUUGUUGAAUGUACUUUAGUAUUUAAACGGUAGAUAAAGGCUUAUUUUUAUCCCCUUAAAAUUUUUCAUCUGUUCGGAUUUCCUAGCUGAAAGUAUAGUGAUCCGAAAAUUAUAGGGAUCAAAAUUUACCUUUUCGAAAAUUUCAGCCAGAAAAAAGGCUCCCGAAAAUUCUAGGUGACCUUUUUAGGGUAAAAAUCCGUUAAAAAUGGGCAAUACGAUUUUUUUGAAGUUCAAAGAUCCUAGGAGAGGCAGGCAAGCAAGAAAUUUGUCAGAAAAUGAUCCGAAAAUUCUAGACCUCAAAUCGUCUUCCGAACAGAUAAUUUACCGAAAAUUGUCGUUGCGUGCCCCUGGUUUAACUUAGAGAAUGAGCAGCAACCGAUAUUUAGUUCAAGCAGUGAAGCUGUUUCACCUUUUUGUGUUAAAAGUUGUGAUGACAUGCUUCAUAUGGGUAUCUUUGAAAAUUUUAGAAAAACUUAAGAAUGACAAGAAUGUCCUUUGCGCAACAUUUCUCGUUCAUGGCAUAAAGGUAUAGUGAGAAAAAAGGAGAUGAUCAAUUUGCGUGAAUUUGAAGAGAAAUUGUCACUUACUGCAAAGAUUUCAUGUGAAGUUUUAUCUUAUAAAGUGCUCCGUAAUUAGAAAAAGCUGAAGGGAAAAGUAGUUUAUUUUCUUAUGCUGUCGUCUGAGGUUCACUUCACUUCACUAUUUGUUGUAGGUGUCUUUGUAGCAGCACAUGACAUGAAGAUUGAAUGGGUGAUCGUCAAAGGUGUUUCUCAAUUCGCCAAUGACCUCGACCCUCCUAAUAAUUUGUGGAAGUCGUUUGCCUGCACGAUGGCAGCUUCUCUUGUGUUCAACAUGUUAAAUGACCCUCUCGUUUUUAAAAAUUGGCCGCACUUUGACGGUAAGUGUUCGUCUGCUUGGUUGACGGCGUUACGCUGUAUAAACCAGGUAUAUCAACAAGGGUUCGAAUUGUCGGAUAUGUUUGUACAAAAAAGGGGUCCACAUUAUUGCCAUUUGUUCUGGUCACAGGAUGUGUAGGGGUUAUCCAAUGCACCCAAGCCAUCCUAAACGAAGGAUUCUCUGUUUUAAAGGGGCUGUGUCACGGCAGUCCAGUUCAUUCGCCCUCAAUCCUAUGGAACUUAAAGUAAGCAAAGAAAUUACAUGACAUUGACAAAAUCAGAGAUCAGAGACAAACAAAUAUGUCUCCUGAACAUUAUUUUUGAAGUUGCAAGCAGCAGGGAUCAACUUUGAAAAACUGUUAGGCUGAACAGUUUUCAAAAAUCCUAAUUUCAAUCCAUUUCAGUCUUCUUCAGUUUUGCCCAUCCGUGGCAUCUCUUGUUUCUGUUAUGUUAUUUUAACCUUCCUUUAAAUAAAAGCGGUUAUUUUUAUGUUUCUCUUAAUUUAACGGGCAUUUUGUAAUUUCCUAAUUUGACUGAAUUUAGUGACACAACUCCUUUAACGUGAUGCAAUAUAUGAUAUAAAAUGAACCCGUAUAACGGACUGUUUACAUUUAUAGCGUCUCCCUUAAGAUAGUAAUGGAGUACUGAUCUUCAUUCGUUAGCUGGUGCGGGUGUCUGUAUUAUUACUGGAUGUCUUAGCUUGUUAGAGGCGUUUAAAGAGUGGGGAGACAUAAGGCUACAAAAGUGGUGAGAAUAAAGGGGAGUUCUCCUCUUAUAUUUCAAUUUCAUUGCGCUGCACCCACUGUUCCCCCACUAUGCAAAUGCCUGGAAUUAGCUACAGGAUUUCCGUUUAAACUUGCUGCUCCGUAAACAAGGUGUUAGCAUCGACAGAGGAACGGGGUGUUGACAUUCGCUGGUACGGUUAUUCACAUUUAAGUGUCUGUUCCCUAUUGAUUUCCGUAUUCACCGAUUUCUUACUCCAUGAUGUAAUUUUUCCUAGUCAUGUUACUGUAAAAAUCAAACACUAAUAUAAAAGGUGAAAUUCUGGAACUUCAAAUUUUGUAUCCAAUGGCAAGUUAUUUUCUAUUCUUAGACAACAUAAACGACAAUCAUGGGGAGGCAAGUAAGGAAUUAGGAAAGAUCGGAGGAAGGUUGAAUGACAACGAUUCAUCAGGAAACACAACAAAGGGUAAGUUACAACCCUACAAACUUCUCCACGAACGUUUGGUGAGGAAAAUAGCAGCUAUCAAGAGAGGAAUACAAUAGAGGUCAAAAGUGUUGAGACCUUUUCAGUAAGCAGUUUCAUCAAUUUUGAAGGAAGCAGUACAAGCGCGCAAAAUUAAAAGAUCCUAUUGACGUGAUGUUGCACAUGCAUUUACCAGUUAUCCAAAGCCUUAAGACUGCAUAAAAAUGUCUCGCAAAAUAACUUUUGUUAUAUAGUUUUGGGCUUUCAUUAUUUGCACCCUGAUUAUGUGCUGUUUUGGCGGUCGAAAUAACGCCCAAGUUUAAUCCCAAAAAGUCGAUUCUGGUAUGUCUCAAAUUUUAAUGAUUAUACUACAUGAAAGAGAUGUGAUUCUUUUAAUUAGCUAGACCUGAAGUUCCAGCUCGGAAACGCUUGCGAAAAAUGAAAUUUUAAAUAUAGCCCCUCGGGCCACCGUUAGCGACAAGAACGUGAAAUGUAAGCAUACCGAAACCCGUGUAUAAAACAAAGGAGAAAAUCACACCAAAGUUAUUUCUAGCCCACCAAUUCAAGGCGCAAAGAAAUGAUGGAAAUUUCGGUAUCUAAAAAGGCAUUGUCCGUCCAAAAAUAUAAAAAGGAAAAAAAAACCCUGAACAACGAGCAACUGAGAAUCGCAUCGUAAUUCUGAACUCGGAAGCCGAUAAAAUGCUUCCGCCAGGUCAAGUCCAAAAGGCUUCAAGAACUGUUUUGGAAAUGCCCCAAUAAACUAUCGACAAACUAUGCCAGAUGAUAGAUUUACUUUAGUAAAAUGAACAUGAACAUAAUAUCGUGGGCGAAUGAAGACCUUUGAAUGCCCGGGUAACAAAAAGCCUCGGGAAAUUUCAAAGGAGAUUUAAAUGAUUAAACCGCACAAAGAUUUAUUUACAAAGCGAGACCAAACCGACAGUAAUUUUGUUGCUGGACCGGUAAGAGAAACGAUCAUUGCAUUUUUAAGCUUAUGUUUUCCCCCUAAAUAUUACCAAUCGUUUCCUCUGCAAAGCUGAUUUUAUUCUUUAAACAAAAAAAACCCAUCAUGACACGUCAAACUUUUAUAUGGCAGGUUCGUAGAUCGAGAGCCACAGGAGUCUGAGAACCGACUCUUCUCCGGAACCUUGAUACAUGCAUAACACCUUAAUAAUUCUUGCAACAUGGAACGACCUUGGGAACGGACCAAGAAACUGUCAAAUGUUGGAAAAAAGGGAUUCUAUUCCUAUGCAAAAUUAAAUACGCAUGAUUUGCUCGUUACCACUCUAUCGAUAGGUAUACGUAGUAUAUAUAUUUUUGCAUAUGUUACCUCAUUAUUUUUACUUUCCUUCUUUUUAUACCAUAUAUGAAAGGUGUGAAGCCAAUAAGAGCCUCCCUUCCUUCAAUGGUUCCUAAUUUCACUGGGCGACAGAGCGAGGUUGAAGAGAUCAUCGGACACGUAACUUCCGAAUCUACCCGACUGGUGUCGAUCUGGGGUUCACCUGGGUUCGGAAAAACAUCAGCUGCAAUUACAGUGGGACACGCGCUCCAGACUCAAGGGCUACCUGUCUAUUGGGUCUCAUUACGGGGACUUCAGUCAAAAGCAGAUCUGACUUCAAAGUUUCUUUGCCUUCUAAGGAAACCAACCAUCGACAAUCAACCGUCCGAUCGGCGUCUGUCCCUUGACGAUGAGAUUUGCCAACUAUUCAGCGAAAUAUCAAAAAAGUCUGUAUUUAUUCUUGAUAAUGCCGAUGAUUUGUUAGAAAGUGGUGGGCCAAGAGUGAGGGAAGAGGUCAUGCAACUUCUUGAAGAAAUACUGAGGCAAAACCCAAGGCUGACAUGCAUUGUAACCACGAGACAGUCUCUUGAGUUUAUGGACAUUCAUUUUCAAGGCCAUCAAGGCUUAAGAAUAGGAACAUUAGAUCAAGCCUCUACACAACGCCUAAUUCAUGAGUUACUUUCAAAUGCGAGCCCAGCGGAUUGUACAGAAGUGGCACAUAUCUGCGGACAAGUUCCUUUGGCCAUAAAAAUAAUGUGUUCUUUGAUAUCUGAAGAUAAUGUUUUACCACGCCAUUUUCUAGAUGAUUUCAAGGCGUCCUCUACUGAAAGUAUCGUGAGCAUGUUGGACAAUCAAGAUUACCCGGCAAACCAUCGAUUACAGUUCCUUUUUGACUCCUCUUUCCAGAGACUAACUGCACAAGAACAAGAAGCACUAAUUUCUUUGAGCAUUCUCCCUGGGAACUUCACUACUGAGGUUGCUGCGGCCGUUUUAGGCACCAAAAGAGGUUUUCAAGCCAAAAGAAUGUUACAAAACCUUCGGAGGAAGUCACUGAUUGAUUCAGGCUCUAAAUCCAGGACUUUCACGAUGCACAAACUGUUGCAAUCAUUUUCGAAAAAGAAAGGAGACACUGAGAUGAACAAGACGAUUCUUAAUGCAAAGGGUCGUUUGAAUGCAUUCUAUGUCUCGCACUUUGAUAAACUAAAUGAACAAUUUCUCACCGGGCACUCCAUGGGUGCAUAUAUUGCAUUUUAUGAGGAUAAGGAGAGCAUUAUUCAAAGCCUAGUAGAGGGAUGUCUUGACUCCAAAACAGCUGACACUGUCUUUGACAUAUUGGUCAAGGGAGAGUUGUUUCUUGGCUCGCUUUUUUGGAGCGCAAGUGAAAGUAAAAACUUUUAUUACAUAUACGAUAUCGCCAUAAAAGCAGCCAAUCUGCCUGGAAAUGAAAAAUACCACAGGCAGCUACUUACUUCGAAAGCUUUCGGUCAAGCAACCUGGGGAAAAACAGGACAGACGAAUCAUCUUCUCUCCAAAGUGAAAGAUCUGCAAGCAGCAUCGUCCCUUGUUUCUAAUCAGGAAAAAGGCAAAUGCCUCUGCUAUUUAGGAAUCUGUUACCUCACAGCAGAAGAAACGAAGAGUGGAGUUCACUGCCUACAGCAGGCGCUUUCAUCACUGGAGACUUGCAAAGACCCAGAGUCGAUAGUUCUAAAGUUUCUUAUUCUUCAGAUCCUCGUCUGUUAUUACCAGUCCCUAAAUAAAUUCUCCGAUGCAAGUUACUACUAUGACAAAUCACUACAUCUGUCCUCUGCAGUAGGAGAUUGCAAGCUGCUUGUUAUUCCGCCGAUAAAGAGCAAAGCACAAAAAACUACCAAUAAAAUGCAGUUUGAAAAGGAUUCAAACAUUUUGCUGAAUCAACCUUUCGAAUUCCAAUUUGUCUCUCUCUUAAGUGCAGCUACAAAGUUUUUCGCUGAGACUAAAAUCAAACAAAAUACAAGCCACUUGGUUCUUCAAAUGUUAGAGUGUCUCGAAAAAGAUGUUACACCUUCAAUUGGUUUGGUAACUUUUCACACAGCUGUGGUAAAGCUGCUGUGGAGUUUGAAUAGUGAAGACCCUGAAAAACUAUUUUGGUCAAGAAUAAAUUAUCAUGAAAAAACAAUCAAGCAGUGCAAAGAAACUUUCCCACAUAGUCACGAUUUUGGCGAUUAUGUUCAAAUACAUAUUGAAGCGCUUGUGAACUGCUACUUAAACCUGGGUACAGUUUACCUCAACAGAAAAAACUAUUCAGAAGCUCUUCAGUCAUACAAGAGAGCGCUGGACACAGCAAUAACUUCCUUAGGAGAACAACAUGAAAGGACUGCCGUCACCUACAGGGAACUUGGUGUAACACAACACAACAUGCAUGACUACAGCGCAGCUCUGCAAUCUCAGCAGCGUGCAUUAGCUAUCCGUCGUAAACUGUUUGGGGAAGAACAUGAAAGCACUACUGACAGCUACAGGCAACUCGGUGUAACACAAGACAACAUGCAUGACUACAGCGCAGCUCUACAAUCUCACCAGCAUGCCUUAGCUAUCCGCCUUGAACUGUUUGGGGAAGGACAUGAAAGCACGGCUGACAGCUACAUGCAACUAGGUGUAACACAACGCAACAUGCUUGACUACAGUGAAGCUCUACAAUCUCACCAGCGUGCAUUAGCUAUCCACCUUAAACUGUUUGGAGAACAACAUAAAAGCACUGCUGACAGCUACAUAGCACUUAGUGGAACACAAUACAUCAUGCAUGACUACAGGGCAGCUCUACAAUCUUACCAGCGUGCAUUAGCUAUCCACCUUAAACUAUUUGGAGAGGAACAUGAAAGUACUGCUGACAGCUACAUGGUACUUGGUGUAAUACAGGACAACAUGAAUGACUACAGCGCAGCUCUACGAUCUCACCAGCAUGUACUAGCUAUCCGUAUUAAACUAUUUGGAAAGCACCAUGAAAGCACUGCUGAAUGCUACAUGGUUCUCGGUGUAACACAAAGCAACAUGCAUGACUAUGGCGCAGCUCUACAAUCUCACCAGUGUGCAUUAGAUAUCCACCUUAAACUGUUUGGAAAGGAACAUAAAAGGACUGCUGACAGCUACAUGGCAGUUGGUGGAACACAAUACAUCAUGCAUGACUACAGCGCAGCUCUACAAUCUCACCAGCGUGCAUUAGCUAUCCACCUUAAACUGUUUGGAAAGGAACAUAAAAGGACUGCUGACAGCUACAUGGCACUUGGUGGAAUACAAAACAACAUGCAUGACUACAGCGCAGCUCUACAAUAUCAAAAGCGCGCAUUAGCUAUCCACCUUAAACUGUUUGGAGAGGAACAUGAAAGCACUGCUGACAGCUACAGGCGACUCGGUGUAACACAAUACAACCUGCACGACUACAGCGCAGCUCUACAAUCUCACCAGCAUGCCUUAGCUAUCCGUCUUAAACUGUUUGGGGAAAAACAUGCAAAAACCGCUGAUAGCUACAGGCAA
Molecule: messenger RNA, 7688 nt
Organism: Porites evermanni
Lineage: Eukaryota; Metazoa; Cnidaria; Anthozoa; Scleractinia; Poritidae
Source: the annotation of a GenBank genome assembly